AUGUCAUCAAAAACUUCACGUAAAGUACCAACUCGAUCCAAAGUUGAGCCGAUAGUCACACGAACAAAAUCAGCGCAGCAAAGACGUCAACUUAAAAACAAAGAAAAGAAAAUCGAAAAACCGGAACUUACUAAACAACAAAUAAAAUCGACUAACCUAAAAACCGAUAAAUGUCCGAAAAAGACUCUACCUGAGCCUAUUAAAAUUCCUGAUGAUGUUAUUGAGCAAGUAGAGUACUAUCCGGAUAAGUUAAAAAGAGAUGUUGCCGCCAAGAAGAUCAGGUAUAAAGUCACCUACACUCUUGUCAACUGCAUCGCAUUCACUUUUAAAGUCUCGAAAGACUCGAGCAACUCGGUCAUCCAGUCCAGAGCCAACCGUGCAGGAGAUGGUGCGCAUCAUGGAGGAGUCUAG
Spodoptera littoralis (African cotton leafworm) is the source of this 411-nucleotide messenger RNA. NCBI's taxonomy places the organism in Eukaryota, Metazoa, Arthropoda, Insecta, Lepidoptera, Noctuidae. The record is from the annotation of a GenBank genome assembly.